Messenger RNA from Rhizophagus irregularis DAOM 181602=DAOM 197198, 1547 nucleotides. RefSeq lists its product as uncharacterized. Gene Ontology annotation, biological process: fatty acid biosynthetic process. Gene Ontology annotation, molecular function: 3-oxoacyl-[acyl-carrier-protein] synthase activity. NCBI's taxonomy places the organism in Eukaryota, Fungi, Glomeromycota, Glomeromycetes, Glomerales, Glomeraceae. The record is from RefSeq and is a predicted model, not a curated record. Gene Ontology annotation, cellular component: mitochondrion.
UUUUGUAGUUUCGAUUUUUUCGUCAUUUUUGUUAUUUUUAAAUUAUGUUUUCGCGUAGAGUAGCAGUAACAGGUUUAGGCUUAGUAACACCAUUGGCGACAGGAGUGAGAGCUUCCUGGAAAAAAUUGAUAAAUAGUGAAAGUGGAAUAAUAUCUUUAAAAUCAAGUCAACCACCAAAUAAUGAACCUUAUAAAAAUAAUUCAACAUAUUUACCAUAUUAUGAAAGAGAGAAAGGAGUAUUUAAUGAGUUACCUUCAACUAUAGCUGGUGUAAUUAAACCUGGUAAAUACGAGGACGGUGGGUUUGAUACGAAUGAAUGGUUGGAUCGUGGGGACGAAAGUAGAAUGGCAUUAUUUUCGCAUUAUGCCAUUUGCGCAGCAAAACAAGCAUUGAAUGAUGCAGAAUGGAAACCUACAGCCGAUUCUGAAAAAGAUAGAACUGGAGUUUGUAUCGGAUCAGGAAUUGGAAGUCUUGAAGAUGUUGUAUCAAAUACUAUGAAGUAUAAUGCUCACGGAUCAAGAAAAGUUAGUCCAAUGUUUGUACCAAGGAUAUUAAUAAACAUGGCAGCAGGACAUUUAACCAUGAAAUAUGGAUUUCGUGGGCCAAACCACGCAGUGUCAACAGCUUGUACAACAGGAGCUCAUUCAAUAGGAGAUGCAAGUAGAUUUAUACAAUUCGGGGAUGCUGAUGUCAUGGUUGCAGGAGGAUCAGAAGCAUGUGUUUUACCAUUAGCUAUGUCAGGAUUUGCAAAAGCAAAAUCUUUGGCGACAAAGUUUAAUGACCAACCCGAAAAAGCAUCAAGACCAUUUGAUAAAGAUCGCGAUGGAUUUGUUGUAGGCGAAGGGGCUGGAAUGGUAGUACUUGAAGAAUAUAAUCAUGCAAUUAAUCGAGGAGCAAAAAUUUAUGCGGAACUAAGUGGAUAUGGUUUAUCCGGGGAUGCUCAUCAUAUAACAGCUCCUCCCGAGAAUGGUAUUGGAGCUGAAUUAGCAAUGCGUAGAGCAUUAUCACAAGCUAAAUUAUCACCAAAAAAUAUUGAUUAUAUUAAUGCACAUGCAACUUCAACUCAACUAGGUGAUAUCGCCGAAAAUCGAGCAAUUAAAUCAAUAUUUCAACAAAGUGAUAUUGAUAAUAAUAAGAAACUUGCGAUAUCUUCAACUAAAGGAUCAAUAGGACAUUUAUUAGGAGCGGCAGGAGCAGUUGAAGCGAUCUUUACAAUUUUAGCAAUUUAUAAUGAUAUUCUUCCACCAACAUUAAAUUUACAUUCAUUAGAUGAUUUAAAAGAUUCAUAUAAUUUUAAUUAUGUACCAUUGAAAGCUCAAAAAGUUGGUGGGAAUGGUAUCAAAGCUGCGUUAACUAAUUCUUUUGGAUUUGGUGGAACUAAUGCUUGUUUAUGUUUUGUUAAAAUUUGAAUAAUUUGAAUAAUUAGAAUUAUUUGUAUUAUUAGAAUUAUUUACUAUUCAUUCACAAUAACUCAAAAACCAUUCAAACUAAUUCAAAUAAUUCAAUAAUUCAAAAGUAACUCAAAUAAUUCAAAGUAACACAAAAAA